AUGGCCAACACCUACUUUGACGUUUCGAUCGGCGGCGCUCCUGCUGAGCGCAUCGUCUUCAAAUUAUACGACGAUGUCGUGCCUAAGACGACCGACAAUUUCCGCAAGCUCUGCCAGGGUUUGGACAUCAACGGCCAGCCCUCUGCUCAGGGUUACGGCUACGCUGGUUCCAAGUUCCAUCGUAUCAUCCCCCAAUUCAUGCUUCAAGGAGGCGACUUCACCCGCCACAACGGUACUGGGGGUGUCUCGAUCUACGGCGAGAAGUUCAAGGAUGAGAACUUCCAGCUGAAGCACACCAAACCCUUUCUUCUCUCGAUGGCCAACGCUGGCCCAAACACCAAUGGCUCCCAGUUCUUCAUCACCACCGUCGUCACCAGCUGGCUCGAUGGCAAGCACGUCGUCUUCGGCGAGGUCGUCACCGGCACGGACGUCGUCAAAAAGGUCGAAGCCGUCGGCACAUCGAGCGGGGCCCCCACGAAGACUGUCACCAUCGUUGCCUCUGGCAUUGUUGAAUAA
This is a messenger RNA of Mycena indigotica, 516 nucleotides long. Its product is annotated as Peptidyl-prolyl cis-trans isomerase. Gene Ontology annotation, biological process: protein folding; protein peptidyl-prolyl isomerization. The transcript is spliced from 4 exons. NCBI's taxonomy places the organism in Eukaryota, Fungi, Basidiomycota, Agaricomycetes, Agaricales, Mycenaceae. The coding region runs from base 1 to 516 and encodes 171 amino acids. The record is from RefSeq and is a predicted model, not a curated record. Gene Ontology annotation, molecular function: peptidyl-prolyl cis-trans isomerase activity.